Molecule: messenger RNA, 1653 nt
Organism: Symsagittifera roscoffensis
Lineage: Eukaryota; Metazoa; Xenacoelomorpha; Acoela; Convolutidae
Product: mannose-6-phosphate isomerase-like
Exons: 2
Coding region: 381-1532 (383 amino acids)
Biological process (GO): GDP-mannose biosynthetic process; carbohydrate metabolic process
Cellular component (GO): cytosol
Molecular function (GO): zinc ion binding; mannose-6-phosphate isomerase activity
Source: RefSeq, a predicted model, not a curated record
UGACUCAUGCUUGACAUGAAGCAAUAUGAAUGAAACUGAUGGGAGAUGAACUUGUCAUUCAAUUUCGUUGAAAUGUUCAAUUUAUGAUAAGUUAUCCUGAACUGCAUCGUGAGAGUGAUUUUCAAUAGCACCUGUCUCAGGGAGCCUCUUGUAAUAGAUUAAAAAAUACAUGAUUUAUCAGUUUACUUGAAAGCGAAGCUGGAACCAUCUUCUGAAACUAAACAGAAGAUUUUGAGCUCCUUGAAUCUCACUAAAUUUAUUUACGCAGUUGUUUGUCUAAGAACAGAAAAACAUCUUUUGAAGUCUAAUGAGAGAAGCGAUUUCGAGCUCUUUAAUCUCAACAUUCGAUGCGAUUAGAAAUAUUUUGGACUUAAUGUGAGAUGGAGCAAUUGAAAUGUGGAGUGCAGAAUUACCAUUGGGGUAAGGUGGGGGAAACUAGUUUGGUGGCCAAGUUAGCCCUCAAAGGGGGUCACAUUGACAGCAUAGACUCACAUGCACCCUAUGCAGAGCUGUGGAUGGGGGGACAUCCGAACAAACCUUCACAAAUUUUGGGAAGUGGCACCAGCAUCAUUGAUUUCAUGGAUGAAAACAAGAAACAGUUUGGAGGCGAGAGUAACCUCAAAUAUCUGUUCAAAGUUCUCUCUAUCAGCCAACCUCUGUCCAUCCAAAUUCACCCGGACAAAGCAUGGGCCAAAGUUCUUCACAAAGCCAAACCAGAGAUCUAUAAAGACGAUAAUCACAAGCCAGAAAUAGCAAUUGCCUUGACUCCUUUCAAAGCUCUUUGUGGGUUCAGAAGUCUGAAAGAUAUCAAUGAAAAUCUAAGUGCAAUUAGUCUUGCCAACCCGAACGCUCAGGAAUAUCUAGGCUUGUUGGUACUGAAAAGCGAGAUGGAUUUAAAAGCAGUGUUUAUAAAACUUAUGGAACUUGAGGCGGAAAAGGUCAAAGCCUUAGUCAGUAGUUUGCUAGCGGCAGAAAAUUUUCCUUAUAAGGAAAUUUUAACACAAUUACACGAGUUCUUCCCUUACGACCGUGGAUGUCUUUGCUUGUAUUUUCUGAACUAUAUCGAAAUGAAACCGGGAGAAGCAAUUUUUCUCGAAGCCUUGACACCUCAUGCCUAUAUAGAAGGAGACUGCAUAGAAUGUAUGGCCCUUUCUGAUAAUGUUGUGCGCGCUGGUUUGACACCGAAACUUAUCGACGUGAAAACUUUGCAAGAAAUCACAAACUACAAGUUUUCAACUGAGGUCGAUUACCGAGUUGUUCCGAAGUGCGUGACUGAGUUCAAUAAAGUUUAUCUGCCGCCCUCUAUUGACGAGUUUUCAGUCCAGUGUUUGAAACUCACGAGAAGUCACUCGGAAGCGUUAGCUCACGACAAGUAUACUCGGAUUCUACUGGUCGUCGAAGGGGAUAUUGAGAUUAAACAUUUGGAUAACCAAAAAGAGUUAUCCUGUGGCGCGGUUGUGCUUUUGUACCCACAAAACGAUUACACAAUUGCAUCGAAUGAUCAGAAUUCACUGGUGUUUAUUGCAUACUAAUUUCAACAAAAAUUCUAAGCAAUAUGAUUUCUUAUCCUAAUUUGUAGUUUGUAUUUUCAUGAAUAAAUUUUGGUUUAGGAGUAAAAAAAUUACUCAGAGAGCGAUAGCUACUCUUUUUGUU